GUGCCCCUGGUUGACAAAAGCCAUCUCCCCAGCCAUUCCAGUGUACAAUGGGCUCGUGUUCUUGUUUGUACUGGCAAACUUCAGCAUGGCAACUUUCAUGGACCCUGGAGUUUUCCCACGAGCAGAUGAAGAUGAAGAUAAAGACGAUGACUUCCGAGCUCCACUCUACAAGAAUGUGGAGAUUAAAGGAAUCCAAGUACGGAUGAAAUGGUGUGCCACCUGCCACUUCUACCGUCCUCCACGCUGCUCUCACUGCAGCGUCUGUGACAACUGUGUUGAGGAUUUUGACCAUCACUGCCCAUGGGUCAACAAUUGCAUAGGACGGAGGAACUACCGCUAUUUUUUUCUCUUCUUGCUGUCCUUAAGUACGCACAUGGUUGGAGUAUUCACCUUUGGGCUCAUCUUCGUAUUAAACCAUAUGGAAAAGCUGGGAGCAGCUCAUACCACCAUUACAAUGGCUGUCAUGUGUGUGGCUGGGUUAUUCUUUAUUCCAGUCAUUGGUCUCACUGGCUUCCAUAUUGUUCUAGUGGCCCGAGGGCGCACAACGAAUGAACAGGUGACAGGUAAAUUCCGUGGGGGAGUGAAUCCUUUUACGCGAGGAUGCUGUGGAAAUGUGGAACAUGUGCUCUGCAGCCCCUUGGCUCCCAGUCACCAUCUUUUACUGCAGGGAAGCUGUUUCAUGUUAACUAGGUACAUAGUUGAGCCCAAGAAGAAGCAAGCUGUGAGUGUGAAGCCUCCUUUCUUCAGACCUGAUUUAUCUGAGCGACAGAUCACAGUGAAGAUCAGUGACAAUGGAAUCCAAGCCAACCUCAACCGGAGCAAGUCUAAAAUUAGCCUGGAGGGUCUGGAGGAUAAAAGUAUGGAUGUGCAACCACCUCUCCCACCCAAAGGAGAUCCAAGCAAGUACUCUGAGCUGAAAGGGCAGCUGGGAACCAAUGAAGAAGGUGGCCUUUCACCCAAACUGAUCAGCCCUCCUACACCUGCCAUGUACAAAUAUCGACCAGCUUUCAGCAACAAUCCCAAAGUCCACUACCAUGCUACGGCUGAGCAGAUCACCAUGCAGGAGGGACACAGUCAAGGGGCUCUGAUAGAAGAGGAUGGCAGGAGCCUUGAUUACCAGUCCGAACCCAGCUUGGACAUCCCCAGCUACCGGAAGAGCUCCCUCCACAAGACCUAUCAGUCUUCCCCACUCCAGAUAGAUUCUUUUGCCAUCAAUUCACGAUCUCUAAGCUUGAAAUCUGCUGGCAGGAGAGGGACAGACAAAGUGCCCCUUCAUCCAAUAAAGUCUGAAGGGGCGGCUUCCACCCCUUACAAAAGCAUCUUUUCUCCCAAUUCCCUGUCAAACAGAAAUGGGAGUCUUUCAUAUGACAGUUUGCUAAACCCCAUGUCACCCUCGGGGAGGAAGUGCAUCGCCCAUUCUGCAGUCAGCUCCGUUGGGUACCACUCCCCAUAUUUAUCAGCCAAAAUGUGCCAUCUACGGGGCAGCGAGCUGCAACGCCAACCACCACAGAGCUUCAGCCCAGUGCUGGGGGGUCCAGCUCCACAUCAGCGAGACCCUUCCCCAGUCCGCUACGAUAACCUUUCCAAAACCAUUAUGGCAUCCAUCCAGGAGAGAAAAGAGAUGGAAGAGAGGGAGAAGCUCCUCCACUCACACCCUGAUUCAGUGUUUGCAGACUCGGGUGUCUAUGACACCCCUAGCUCUUACAGCCUUCAGCAAGUCAGCACGCUCUCUGAAGACCCACGCAGCAUGGCAAUGAGAUAUGGAUCUAGAGACAAUCUGAUGGCUGCUACCAGUUUUAGCACAAGGAACCCUAUAUUGCAGUCCUCAGUGUCUUCACUCUCAAGUGCAAUGACAAGAGCACCAAGGACUUCCACAACCUCUCUGCAAGCUGAUUUAGCCAAUAAUAAUGUCCAGUCCCAUCAAGCACUACAGGGCAGGGUGAGCAAUGGCUCCUACAAAUCCCCAGGCCACCAGGUCCCGUCGUCCCCCACAGGGAUGCCUAGGUCACCCUCUUAUGGAGGCCCGAAGGCUGUCUCGUUUGUAAACACUGUGGAAAUUACAGAGGUGCAAUCAGUGGGAGCACAAAGGGAUGACAUGCAGUUGAAGACACCUCACAGUAAAAUAAAUGGACAGCCAAAAGGAAUAUCCAGGUUGGGUUCAACAUCAAGUUCCCAGGGGACGCCUGUCAGCCCUGCUAGACACUCAAACGUUAAGAAGGUGUCUGGAGUUGGUGGAACAACCUAUGAAAUUUCAGUGUAAAAUAAAAUUAAUUAAAAAUAAAGAGCCAUCCACUCAGCCAGCCAUGAAGCUAGGAGCACUGUGAAGACUCAAAUAACAACAAAGAAGGAGCAGCAGCAGCCGGCCACUCUCCUUUUCUUGUUUUGGGUUUAUUCUGUUUUCAUCUUUCUCUUUUGGCCAAAAACCAGCUUGCAGCCUUAUUCUUGAGGGAAUAAAAUUGUACAGUCUAUCAGACUUUUCUUGAACUGACAGGCGGGGAACUGGCUAUGACCUAACACCACAACCACAGAGCAGAUUUCUUUCAUGCAAGAGAGUGCUAAAGCCAUUGUGCGCGUGUCUGUCCAACAAACCUGUUGUGUACCAGUCGUGCUGUGCAAAAGUAUGGUCAGUCCAGGAUCAUUCAGUUUUUGCCAUGCCCUUUCCCAGUUCUUCUGACCAGCGAUGUGUCCGGCAGGAGUCAGAGGCCCAGCUGCUGUUUCAUACGACAUGGAAAGCAGGCUUCCUGAGCGGGGCAGUCUGCGUGUGCAAGAACUGCUCUGUGUCCCCGAGGCGUUGCAGGUCAGGUUGCUCCUCCUGGGAAGGAGCAAGGCAAGGGCACUUGGGCCAUGAACGCCAUGUCAUCUGUAAAAGCCUCCCUGCUCCCUGGUCCUGGAUGGAAGCAGGAGAAAGGAUAGCAACAGCUUCUCACUGUCUGCCGUUCGCCUCCGUGUGUGUGAAAUUGUGUGUGUGUGCGUGUGCGCGCGUGUUCAUCUCUCGUGGAAAAAGGACCACAACACCAGUAAGGAUCUUCCACUCUGACCUCUUGCUCCCUCUGGUUUUUAAAGGCUUCUCUGACUCAGAAGCAAAACCA
Antrostomus carolinensis (chuck-will's-widow) is the source of this 3089-nucleotide messenger RNA. It is a transcript of the gene ZDHHC8, whose product is annotated as zDHHC palmitoyltransferase 8. The annotation marks the transcript as partial. Gene Ontology annotation, molecular function: palmitoyltransferase activity. NCBI's taxonomy places the organism in Eukaryota, Metazoa, Chordata, Aves, Caprimulgiformes, Caprimulgidae. Gene Ontology annotation, cellular component: Golgi apparatus. The record is from RefSeq and is a predicted model, not a curated record. The transcript is spliced from 11 exons. Gene Ontology annotation, biological process: protein palmitoylation.